GUUAGCUAAGCCCCCUUUCAAGAGUCUAUAAAUAGCACUCUGGUUCUUCAUCUUCUUCAUCAAGCUCAAGUUCCUGAACUAGUAAGAAGCAGUCACACAUAGUUCUUCAUAUUCUCUCCAAAUCUCUAGUUCAAUUCUCUUUCCUCUUCCAAGACCAAAACAUGGGUGUCACCACAUAUGCCCAAGAAUUCACAACCCCCGUUGCUCCAUCAAGAAUGUUCAAGGCUUUGAUUCUUGAUUCACACAACCUAAUUCCCAAGAUUGCCCCUCAGGGUAUCAAGAGCAUCGAGUUCGUUGAAGGAGAUGGAGGAGCCGGAAGCAUCAAGGUCACCAACUUCGCCGAAGGUGGUCACUUGAAGUUCCUUAAGCACAGAAUUGACGCUCUUGACACCGAGAAUCUGGUUUGUAAGUACACUCUGAUCGAAGGUGAUGUGAUCUUCGAGAAGAUCGAAUUGGUCGUCUAUGAGGUUAAAUUCUUGGCUUCGGGCAACGGUGGAUGCGUUUGUAAGAUGACGAGUGAAUACCACACUAAGGGGGAUGUGGAGCUCAAGGAAGAAGAAAUCAAACAAGGCAAAGAAAAGGCUAUGGGACUCUACAAAGUUGUUGAAGAGUACCUGUUGGCAAACCCCGAUGUGUAUGCUUAAAUCACAACAUCUUGUGCCGUUUCCGUCAUGCGUCAAUUUGCCCCAAUUUCCCCUUUAUCUGUCGCUAUAAGGGAUAUGCAAGUGUGUUGUAUUGUAGUUAUGAGUGUGAUUGAAUAAAUUCCCAUGGAAAUGGGUUGAUGUACUACGAGUAACUUGAUCUAAUAUCAUAUCGGAGUGAAGAGAGUUCUCAUGAUUGACUGACUCUUCACGUGUCCA
This is a messenger RNA of Syzygium oleosum, 860 nucleotides long. Its product is annotated as major allergen Pru ar 1-like. Gene Ontology annotation, molecular function: signaling receptor activity; abscisic acid binding; protein phosphatase inhibitor activity. Bases 162 to 644 code for a protein of 160 amino acids. The record is from RefSeq and is a predicted model, not a curated record. NCBI's taxonomy places the organism in Eukaryota, Viridiplantae, Streptophyta, Magnoliopsida, Myrtales, Myrtaceae. Gene Ontology annotation, biological process: defense response; abscisic acid-activated signaling pathway. Gene Ontology annotation, cellular component: cytoplasm; nucleus. The transcript has 2 exons.